Messenger RNA from Klebsormidium nitens, 1885 nucleotides. Lineage: Eukaryota; Viridiplantae; Streptophyta; Klebsormidiophyceae; Klebsormidiales; Klebsormidiaceae. The record is from the annotation of a GenBank genome assembly.
CCUGAUGUCAGUGAGAGAAAUGCAGCGCCACAAUUGCUCCACUAGAUAAUUAUAAUUUAUAUAGUGAUCCGCAUUCAAUUUCAACUUCAGGGGAGCUGGGUCCGCAUGCUGGCACAAGCAAUGGGCGUUUGACGUGAGCUGGUUGGUCCCGGGGUUGUGCAUCAUGGACGAUUUUGCAGGAAGGGGCCACCCUGGGUUGCUGAAGGACGAUUCUGUGGCACAUUCAGAUGAGAGAAGUGAGGCAUGGGAUAGUCACUGGCCCCCAGAGAAGAGUCCCAUGGCUUCCCCUCUCAAUGACCUGGCGGCCCGGGUUAGAGGGGCGCUCAGUGAGGAUGAGGAGGAUGCAGACACCGUGUACACCGAUGAACUGCUCAAGCUGAGGAGUGCAGUCAAUGAGAAGGAGUUGGAGCUGGUCGAGCUGCGUGAGAGCCACAUGCAUCUCCUGGAGCGGAGUGCGGAGGCCCGCACCAACUGGGAGGAAGCAGUGGCCUCAAAGGACAGAGCAAUCGACCAGCUGCAAGAGGCGCUGCGAGCAAAGGAGAAGGCGCUGGAGAGAAUGGAUGGCAACUUGAGGGAGGCUAAGAAGCAGCUGCAGGAUGCCCAAGGACUGCAGGCGCACAAGAUCUCAGAGCUCGAAGGCAUGGUGGACGACUUGAAAGAGGAGAAUGAUGCACAUCAGAAGCAGCGACAGAAGGACGUCUCUGAAAUCAAGGCGCUGCGCUCCCAGCACCAAACGAACCGAGAAGAUCUUGCAGUCGCAAGCGAGCAGCAGCAGGGGAUUGAGCAUGCCCUCACGAGGCAGCAGAAGCAGCUCGAGGCGCUGGAUAAGGAAAACCGCCAGCUCCGGAGCAGCCUGGAGGCGGCGGAGCGGAUGACGGAGAAGCUGAGGAAGGACCUCAUGGGGCAGCAGGACGUCACGCUGCAGGCCAGCCAAGCCAAGGAACUAAUGGCGAGAGAGAUCCAAAGCCGUGUUGAGGAGUUGCAGUCUCAGAUGGUGGAGCUUCAGCAAGGGGUGGCGUCCAAGGAGGCGUCCGUGCAGCGGCACCGCGAGAAGAACAAGCGGCUGCAGGCCGAGCUGAAGCUGAAGCUGGCUGCACUGGAGCAGGCGGGCGCAGACAAGCAGCAGCUGCAAGCGGAGGUCGGCAGGCUGCGCACCGUUAACACGGAGCUUGACCAGCACUGCAAUAAGCUGAAGCGGGCGGCCGUGUCGUUGGAAGAGAAGCUAGCCGCAGUGCGGGAGGAGCUCAGCGCUGCGAAAAGGUGGGCCACCGACUCCGACCUGACCGACAUGGUGGACGGCCUGCGGGCGGAGCUGCGACAGAGCCGCCAGGAAGCGGAAGACCUGGCGGCCGAGCUUGCAAAGCAGAAAGGGGCGCACGCGUCCGACGUCCGGCGGAAGCUGCACUCGCUAGAAAAGAAGCACCGACUCCAGAUGCAAGAAGCCAAGUUGAAACUCGAAACGCGGAUAGCGGAGCUGGAGGCGGCCCUUCACCGGGAGCGAAUGCUAGCGAGCGUCGCCCGGAUGGACACGUCAGUCCAGGAGGGCCGCCACCGGGCCAGCUCCGAAGAUCUCGACCGACAAAGGGAAGAAACAUGGCGGCGCAUGGAAGAGGACCUGCGAGCACAGCUGCGAGAACGGGACAAACAGCUGGCGGAGGCCGAGCGCUUCCAGGCUGAGGGGCAGCUUGUUAAGCUCGACGAAGCCCUCUCGUACUUUCCAACCCUCUUUAGCCCUGGAGAAAGUGGUUCGACGAUUAGCGGCGAGGACCCUGGGCAAGGACGUGGCAGCUUGACAUGCCGCGCUGUUGGGAGAUUGCUCUGCAGAGCGCGGUGCUCCGGCAAGCAGGCGGUCAGGGUCUCAAGGCACAAGGCGGAUCGCGGCUGA